Messenger RNA from Diaporthe amygdali, 1074 nucleotides. RefSeq lists its product as uncharacterized. The record is from RefSeq and is a predicted model, not a curated record. Lineage: Eukaryota; Fungi; Ascomycota; Sordariomycetes; Diaporthales; Diaporthaceae. The coding region runs from base 1 to 1074 and encodes 357 amino acids. The transcript has 2 exons.
AUGUCUCCAACCAUGGCUAUGACAAUGCCGGCGGCGAUCUAUGCCCCAACGUCUGACGUUAUGGACCGCCACGAGUAUGGCAUCACCAAGAGCCGCAAGAGCUCAUCGACCGGAGGAGGCAGAGCUUGGAGCGAGGAUGAGGAAGUAUAUCUGCUUCAGACCCGCCUGCAGAAGAUGCCGUAUAAGCACAUUGCCGCCCAUCUGAAGAAGACGGAGCUGGCAUGCCGCUUGCACUACCACCAGCUGAGCCACGGAAGCAACCGCCGCAAGAGGACGACGUCCAUGUCCUCAAGCUCGUCGUCCAAUGGACACUCCCCCCUGAUGCAGGCCACGAUCCCGAGCCCAAUUCACGAGUCGCCCAGCCGCAGCGUGUCGCCCCCUGGGUCCGUCAUCAGCUAUGGCCACCCGAGCUCCCCAGGCAGCGUCCAGCUCCCCAGCAUCAUGAACGCCAGCGUGGGCUCCGGCUCGUCCCCGCGCCUGCCUGCCAUCCUGCCCAAGCCGGCUGGUAUGACUCUGGCCCUGAGCACCUCCAGGUAUAACUCCCUGCAGGAGCACUCGCAGCAGCAGCAGCACAGCGCGCCCCUCCUUCCGUCUGCCAGCUUCUCCGCUGCCGCGCACGCCCGGGCUCCGACGCCCACGAUGGGCAGCGCGACCAUGGCACCGCUCCGCCUGGACUGCUCUGGGCUGCCCGCGCCCUCGCCGUCUGCCGGUGUCGCACAGCCCGUCGACAUGGGCCGGCUGCAGGCCGUGUACAGCGCGCACCGGAAUAGCUUCUGGUCCGCCGUGGCGGCGGACUACGGCAACGGGGCGCACCCCGUCGCGCUGGAGCAGGCCUGGAGGACAGGCAACGCCGGCACCACCGCCGGUGCGGUGUCGAGCCACGGCUACGCCGCGCAGACGCCCAUCACCCCGAUCGGCAGCCCCGAUGAGAGGGACGUCUACGGCAAGCACUCUCAGGACAAGACGAGGAUCUCGGCCAUCUUGGGAAUUGAUGCCAACCCGCGCAGCCCCAAGGAGAGGGAGAUGGUGAGGAGGAUGGAGGAGGAGAGGGUCAUGGUUGGUGUCGGUGCCUAA